UUCGUGGAUGUAGGGUAGUAAUUCUUUUCUAAUGGGUGAACUUUAGGAGUUCUCACUGUGCAAAGCAAUAAUGAUGUUGUUUUUACUUGCUGCACUUUUAUUUGGGAGCAACAAAGCACUUUCAGAAAAUUCGGAAAGUGACCCUGGUGCUGUUACUCCAGAAAUUAUAAAAGUGGAGGCAGAUGAUGUAAAAAACAACAGCAUUUUCUUCAAAAUUCACACCAUCGGAAAAGUUGAUAUGAUAUUUGUGAAGUACCGCGACGUUCGGUCCUUUUUCGAAGUGAAGCUUCAUUGGAAAUUUGAAGGCUCAGGUCCAUAUGAAGUGAAGAAUUUAAUGGCCAGCAGUGAAUAUGACUUCCGGUUUGCAUUAAACGUACCUGGUCACUGGUCAAGACCUUACAUAUUUACAACUCUUCCUGAAAAACCGGUGUUUAUAGUCGGUGGUUUAAGCGAUGGUUCUCUAAAAGUUGAAUGGUCUCUGAGAACAGACGACAACAGCCGAAAAACUAUCGACAAACACGAAUUAUCUUAUUACUCAGUUAUUAAUCAAGGGCAUACCUGGCAAAAGAAAGACUGUGCAAUAGUGGUCGAAAUUCCUAGUUGCAGCGAAUCUAGAUUCACCAUUACAUCAUUGGAAAAAGGAUCAUAUUAUGAAAUACGUUUACGAGCACAUACCGCAUCAGGCUAUGGAGAGCCUUACUAUCUCAAAGUACAUCCUUGAAUCACACCCAUCAGAAGUCAUUCAUGAAAAUGCAAGGGGAAAAACUCAGCAGAUGCUUGCGUUUCUGAUAUAUGCUAUUCAUGUGAACUACAUUUGAGAAACACUGUAAAUAAAU
Uloborus diversus is the source of this 836-nucleotide messenger RNA. Its product is annotated as fasciclin-2-like. Bases 71 to 721 code for a protein of 216 amino acids. NCBI's taxonomy places the organism in Eukaryota, Metazoa, Arthropoda, Arachnida, Araneae, Uloboridae. The transcript is spliced from 4 exons. The record is from RefSeq and is a predicted model, not a curated record. Gene Ontology annotation, molecular function: protein binding.